UGAAGUGGGCGUGUGCUCCUCUGAGCCAUAACGAUAGGGCAUGCAGAAAGUAGUGUGUGUGUGUGUGUGUGUGGCUUUGAGAGAGAAAGGCAGGUUGAAGCAAAAUUUGAGGAAGAAGCAUGUUACAUAAUGAUUUCUACACCCAGAUUAAUAGCUGAAGAGGAACUUCGACACAACUGCUGUACAUUCAACGUGGAAUGAGACAGGAAUUGAAGGAAGGCCCCGAAAUAAAGGUAUUAGCAGCUGUUUCAAAACAUCAGCAUUAGAUAGACAGCAAUACAGGAAGAGAGAGAAAGGGAGCAAGCAACACAGAAAGAGGCAGAGAGGAAGAGAGCAAGAGCAGAAAACAAGACAGGGGAGAGGCUGUUCAGUGCUAAGCCUGUUAGCUAUCUUACUGAAGGCUUCCUGCGUCAGCACCAUGGGAAAAUCAGCCUCGAAGCAGUUUGCUGAGGAGGUGCUGCGAUGCCAUAAUGAGUUCAGGAGGAAGCACCAGGCUCCUCCAAUGAAGCUGAACAGCAAGUUAAGCAGCGAGGCUACCCGUUAUGCUGAAAGUCUGGCCAGUACACGGAUCCUGAAACACAGUGUGGAGUCCAGUAGAGGGAGCUGUGGAGAGAACCUUGCAUGGGCCUCCUAUGACCAAUCAGGUAAGGAUGUUGCAGACCGCUGGUAUGACGAAGUGAAACAGUACAACUUCAACCGCCCUGGAUUCUCCUCUGCCACUGGCCAUUUCACAGCGAUGGUGUGGAAGAGCAGUAAUAAGCUGGGUGUCGGUAAGGCCACUGCAUCAGACGGGUCUUCCUUCGUGGUGGCUCGGUACUUCCCCGCUGGGAAUAUCACUAACCAGGGACACUUUGAGAACAACGUCCUCCCAGCUAAGACCACCACCUAAUGAUGUAUAGAUCCCCAACACUUGACUGGACAGUCUGAAGUUAUCUGCCUGCACUGCUAUGAAGAAUAUUCAGGAGAGCACCACUCCCUGCCUAGUAGAGAUCCAUUCUACCAUCUUGUAUUGAUUUUGAGUGAUGAAAUGCACCCUGGUUUGAGGUCCAUGUCCUGUUUUUUAUGGACCCGUUUACGCCAUAGUGUUUAGAAUAAAAGAAGCACUACUGUUUGACUUUGCUAACAAAACAUUUCCAGUGACCAUUUGGAUUGUUCAUUUGGUUAUUUACAUUUCCUGUGACAGUAUUUUAUUCAUUAAUGCCAAUACUUUCAUAUUUUCACGCACUGAAAUACAUCAUAGCCUCACAUCUGUAUUUGAGGGGAAAUGGUAGCUAAGUCAGUCAAAGGGACAGGCUUUACGCGUUUACAUUUCAUUGCAUAUAAUUUAAAGCUGAUAAAUCAACAUUCUUGGUAUGUGUUUGUGUUAUUGCCACAACUUGUCAAAGCAGAACCCUGCAGUCUCGAGUGUGUGUUUUGUAUUCUAAUGAGUUUUGUACAAUAAAGUUGAUAGAUUGUCAGAAAUGCAUUUGGCAUCUGUCUGGGCA
Messenger RNA from Anarrhichthys ocellatus (wolf-eel), 1484 nucleotides. RefSeq names its product GLI pathogenesis-related 2, like (gene glipr2l). Gene Ontology annotation, cellular component: extracellular region. The record is from RefSeq and is a predicted model, not a curated record. The coding region runs from base 419 to 889 and encodes 156 amino acids. The transcript is spliced from 5 exons. Lineage: Eukaryota; Metazoa; Chordata; Actinopteri; Perciformes; Anarhichadidae.